Molecule: messenger RNA, 690 nt
Organism: Belonocnema kinseyi
Lineage: Eukaryota; Metazoa; Arthropoda; Insecta; Hymenoptera; Cynipidae
Product: lysozyme-like
Exons: 4
Coding region: 71-535 (154 amino acids)
Molecular function (GO): lysozyme activity
Source: RefSeq, a predicted model, not a curated record
ACAGUAUACUCAACUAGUCGAAGCAAGACUGGGUAUCGAUUAUUAUUUUUAAUUUCAUAUAACUUUUUGUAUGAAAAUGGAAACCACGCGAUUUGUGACAGUGUUCUUGUGUUUAAUAGCUGUUUAUGUUUACGGUCAAACGGAUCCAUCCGCACCAGUUUCUCAAACUUGUCUAGGUUGCAUUUGCGAGGCAUCAUCUGGAUGUAAUGUAACUCUUGGCUGUAAUAGCGAUGUUUGUGGGCCUUUUCGAAUAACAUGGGCUUACUGGGCAGAUGGUGGAAAACCAACUCUAGAUGGGCCUAGUGAUCCCAAAAAUGCUUAUGCAAACUGUGUCAGUGAUGCUUUCUGCUCGGCGAAGGCAGUUCAAGGCUACAUGGCUAAAUAUGGAAAUCAGGACUGCAAUGGCGAUGGUAAAAUCGAUUGUUUCGAUUACGCUAAAAUUCAUCGUAAUGGUGGAUUUGCAUGCAAUGCGCCUUUGGAUCCUGUAUACGAAAAUCCGCUUAAACUCUGCAUAAGCACUUUUGGCGACAACUGAUUAUUUUUAAGAAUCAAGUAACAAAUUUCAUUAACAUUAAUAAAUAUUUCAUUUAAUAUUAAGGUUCUUAAUUUGUAAACCAUUCGCAAAUUAUAAUUAGUUCAUCUUCAAAUUUGUAUACAAAACCCAAGAAGUAGAAAGAAUUUUAUGAUUCA